UUAUCCAAAGCCACCGUUUCACGAAACCAUCCACCAAGCCACCAAGGAGAAACAACAGAAGGAGAAGAUGAAGCAAGGACUUCUCUCAUGGAGUCCUUGCCCCCUUUUCCUCUCUCUACCACCCACUUCAACAACCAUCAAUAAAGUACCCAGACCCAUCACACCAAUAUCUGCAACGCUCAAGUCUGUCAACGAAAAACUACUCACAGCAAGAGAGAGAAGACAACUCCGAAACGAGAGGAGGGAGAGCAAACCCAGUUACAAUUGGCGAGAAGAAGUAGAAGAGAGGCUCAUUAAGAAGCCCAAGAAAAGGUACACUUCAUGGACCGAAGAGCUUAAUCUUGAUAACCUUGCUUUACUAGGUCCUCAGUGGUGGGUCGUCCGAGUUUCGAGAGUUUCUUGGCAGGACAUUGCUGAAAGGCUGGCGAAAUCACUUGCCCGAAACUUGCCAGACAUAGAAUUCAAGAUGUAUGCUCCGGCCAUCCAGGUAAAAAGGAAAUUGAAGAAUGGAUCUAUCUCCGUGAAACCAAAGCCCCUUUUCCCUGGGUGUAUAUUUUUGAGGUGUACAAUGAACAAACAAAUACAUGACUUUAUACGGGAAUGUGAUGGAGUUGGAGGCUUUGUCGGAUCCAAAGUUGGGAAUACAAAACGACAGAUUAACAAACCCAGGCCAGUAGACGCAGAUGACUUGGAAGCAAUCUUUAAACAAGCCAAAGAGGAACAGGAAAAAGCUGACCAAGCUUUUGAAGAAGAGCAGCAAGGGGAACUAACUCCAGACUCAGAAGAACAGAAAUUAAACUCUAAUUUUGCUUCCAGAGACAAUGCAGAUUCAAUUAUCUCUUCAAAACCAAAAAGCAGAUCCAAAAAAAAUUCAGAACGUCCUACAAGUGGUCCACCAGCGGGAACGGAUGAUAAGCUCCUUAUCCCCGGUUCAUCUGUGCAAGUUGUCUCUGGGGCAUUCGCUGGGUUUUCAGGCAUGCUUAGGAAGCUAGAUCGCAAGAUGAGAAUGGCAACUGUUGUAUUUACGUUAUUUGGAAAGGAGACCAUAGCAGACUUAGAUGUCAGGGAAAUUGUGGUUGAGGUGAACUGAAAUACAAAGAUUCUUGAUAUUUUUCAUUGAAUGAAUGCUUGAGCUAGAGCACGUAAGCGCUGGUUGAAACUACCCUGAAGGCAACUUUUACAAAGGAAGAAAGAAAAAUAAGAUUUCAUUGGGGAGCAAUCUGUAUAUUUUGAAGCAUGUAAUGCAAAUUAGAGAUGGCAUCUUUUAGAUUUAUGUAAAGAUCUCAAUGAGCUAAAGCUUAAGCUACAUCCAGUUUCAAGCUGACUUGAAAGAAUUGAUUUAUCAGGAGAGUAGUUAGAAUGAAGUGUUUGAGGGCUGGUUUAAAAUGGUUAAUACAUCAGCAUGUGCAAGGAUCUGUCGGAUUUCUGCAGCUCUAAUUGGACAGUCAACAAACCAGGUUUUAUGUGUCUGCCUCCCCAACAUUAGACUUGAUGAAAAAAUUGUUUGGGAAACCUAGAUAAGUUUGCAGCAAAAGAAUCCUUAAAAGAGUAAACAUGAAGCAGAUGUUGAGGUUGAAAUUUAUUGGUCCUUUUCUGUAGACAUGAAUUUUUUUUUUCACCACUGAAAAGGCUGAUCAAAGUGGAUUUAACGAGAACUCUAGCUGUUGAGGAAUGUUCUGAAGCAUUAUGGAAGUUGGAUGCCCUUGAAUCUGUUUGGGCAGGCUAGGUCAUUUUCCAUUGAAUUUUGCAUCCCAUGGGUAUAUGAUUUGAUAGAUAUCUCCAUAUCAGCUUGAUUGUUGAGCACACACUCGAGCACUUUGGACUCAGAACAGUUUUAGAAAACUCUGCCUUUGUUCCUUGUUGAUAACUUGAGAUUGGCCAUCCAGAUUGUGGUAUGCCUUGCAAUUUUAAAUGUAAGCUCAACUUGUUUUGUUACCUCCCAGUCUCUGUUGUGUUUAAUUGUCUCAGGCAUAGGGGUCAAACAGUACUUUUGAAAGCCUCUAGAUUGUAUCCCCUUUCAUUGCCCUUGUAUUAUCCAUUAUGUAGCAAUUUUGAUCACAAAGUUUCAGAGAGAGGAGAGGGGGUGGCGAUGAAAUGCCAUGCAGUACCCAUCUUUUUGGUUGUAUCAUUAUAGGCUAGGAAAGCGUGUCUGGGCAGAUUGGUGGAUUGACGGCCCCUUCUGCACUCAAUCUAGCAAUUUUUUGAUGUACUGCCACUUAAACAAAUACCAUCAUGGUUUGGGGAAAUCAUGAUCGUUCAUAGAAAGGUACUCAGAAUGGUGUAUUGUCCCAGCUGUUUGAGUUGCAUGUGUGUGUUCUUUCUUUGUUUUUUGGUUGUCCUUUUUUUUUUUUUUUGGG
Ilex paraguariensis (yerba mate) is the source of this 2357-nucleotide messenger RNA. NCBI's taxonomy places the organism in Eukaryota, Viridiplantae, Streptophyta, Magnoliopsida, Aquifoliales, Aquifoliaceae. The record is from the annotation of a GenBank genome assembly.